This is a messenger RNA of Lacerta agilis (Sand lizard), 623 nucleotides long. Its product is annotated as shematrin-like protein 2. The transcript has a single exon. NCBI's taxonomy places the organism in Eukaryota, Metazoa, Chordata, Lepidosauria, Squamata, Lacertidae. Bases 42 to 623 code for a protein of 193 amino acids. Gene Ontology annotation, molecular function: structural constituent of cytoskeleton. The record is from RefSeq and is a predicted model, not a curated record. Gene Ontology annotation, cellular component: intermediate filament.
UCCCUUGGUGUUUUUGGUUUCAGACUCACCUCCAUCCAACAAUGGUUGACUGUGGUCCAUCCUGUGCUGUCCCAUCCUGGGCUUCCACCCCCACUGUUGGGUUUGGCUCAGCAGGAAGUCUUGGCUAUGGUGGUCUUGGCUGCGGUUUUGGAGGACUCGGCUCUGGAUUUGGAGGUCUCGGCUCCGGUUUUGGAGGACUCGGCUCUGGAUUUGGAGGUCUCGGCUCCGGUUUUGGAGGACUCGGCUCUGGAUUUGGAGGUCUCGGCUCCGGUUUUGGAGGACUUGGCUCUGGAUUUGGAGGUGCUGAAAGAGCAGCCAACCUUGGCAUCCUAGAUGGGAUUAUCCCUAAACCCAUCAACCAGAUCCCACCAGCAGAGGUCGUGAUCCAGCCACCUGCCUCUGUCCUGACCAUCCCAGGGCCCAUCCUCUCUGCCAGCUGUGAGCCUGUGGCUGUUGGAGGCAACACUCCAUGUGCCGUUGGUGGCUCUGGGCUGGUAGGAGGCUUUGGUGGCUUCGGGGGUGGCCUUCUUGGAAGCUCUGGGGGCUUGGGCUAUGGUUUGGGCUACAGGAAAAGGGCAUUUCUUGGAAAGAAAUUUGGGCGUCGUGGUAGCAUCUGUUUGUAG